This is a messenger RNA of Bicyclus anynana (squinting bush brown), 1615 nucleotides long. Its product is annotated as putative inorganic phosphate cotransporter. Gene Ontology annotation, cellular component: plasma membrane. The record is from RefSeq and is a predicted model, not a curated record. Gene Ontology annotation, molecular function: transmembrane transporter activity. The transcript has 10 exons. Gene Ontology annotation, biological process: monoatomic anion transport; transmembrane transport. Bases 1 to 1614 code for a protein of 537 amino acids. NCBI's taxonomy places the organism in Eukaryota, Metazoa, Arthropoda, Insecta, Lepidoptera, Nymphalidae.
AUGAAGACUUCUAAUAAACAUUACAAAAUACAUUCAAAAGUUUCUGAAUGUGACAGUGAUUUUAAAGUAUCCGGUUGGGGUUGCAGACAUCAGCAAUGUUUGAUCCUUUUCAUCUGCCUGACGACGGCGUACAGUAUGAGGACGUGCAUGGGAGUGGCGCUGGUGGUCAUGGUUGAUGAUAAUGUUGGAACAGCCGCUGCAGACAAUAAAUAUACUUUUGAUAGUGACAAUACCAGUGCUUUAGUAGCAAAUGGCAAUGGUUCGAAUGUAACCGCUAGUGAAAAUAGAGGUGUGCUGCAUUCUCUGCUUUUAGUUCCACCUUAUCCAACGUUCCGCUGGAGUAAGCAGACUCAAGACACCGUCCUGUCGUCGUUCUUCUGGGGCUACAUGCUGCUGCAGCUGCCGGCCGGCCAGCUGGCGCACCGGUUCGGAGCCAAGUAUAUGCUCACUGCGGCCCUCUUCAUCAACUGUAUGGCAUCUUUCUGUUUUCCGUGGGGUACUUUUUAUGGAGGAUGGAUAUUCGCUUCUGCGUUGCGCAUGCUGCAAGGGUUGAGCCAAGCUUGCAUAGUUCCCGGCAUGCACACCAUGCUGGGCAGGUGGACUCCUUUGGAAGAGCGAGGAAGAUUAGCGGGUUGGGCAUAUGGAGGUCAAGCCCUAGGAGCAGUACUAGGUCUGCCAAUAACCGGUUUCAUCGCAUCGUCAGCACUCGGCUGGCCGGGUAUAUUCCGCUUCUACGGAACCCUGUCCGGGAUAGUCGGCUGCGUGAUAUGGACCUUCGGCGCUGACUCCCCCGCCCUGCACACCAACAUCAGCCCAGCUGAGAGACAAUACAUUGAAGAGGGACUGGGACAUACUGGAUUGAAUGGGAAGAGGAAGCCGCCCGUCCCGUGGUGCAGCAUCCUGCGCAGUCGCGGCAUGUGGGCCAUCGUGGUGGCGCACAUCGGCCAGACGUGGGGGCAGCUCACGCUCUACACCGAAGUGCCCGCCUUCAUGGACAAAGUCAUGGGGGUCAACAUCAAAGCUAACGGAAUGUUGACAGCGCUUCCCUUUCUCGUGAUGUGGUUCACGAAUUUCUUCUUCACGUGGUUCACGGACAUGCUCAUAGUGAAGAAACUGCUCAGCGUCAGCAAUACGAGGAAGUUGGCCAACUCUUUAGGCUGCGUCCCCGCCGCUGUCGGUCUGCUGGCGCUGGCGUACGCGCCCAAGAACGUGUACGUGGUGGAGUCCUUGCUGGUGUUCAUUUGUGCCUUCAAGAUCGCCUGCUCAGCCGGCUUCCACGUAAACCACAUCGACAUAUCGUCCAACUUCUCCGGCACCAUGAUGAGUAUCAGCAACUUCGUGUCCAAUUUGUUCGGCUCGCUCGCGCCCACGGUGGCCGGCCUCAUCCUCACCGACGUCACGAGCGAAUAUCUCUGGAGGAAGGUGUUCCUCGUGGCUGCUGGACUAUUUUUCUUCAGCAACUUGGUCUACGUCGUAUUCGGCACAGCCGACAAAGCGGACUGGGACAAUGUACUACAAGAAGGAGAUGCAGAAGAAAAUCCAAGUGAAAUGAAACCGAUGAUCGAUAGAAAGGACACAAAAAAGAAGCAGGAUAUGAUAAAUGUAAACUCUUGAU